Messenger RNA from Oikopleura dioica, 927 nucleotides. The record is from the annotation of a GenBank genome assembly. NCBI's taxonomy places the organism in Eukaryota, Metazoa, Chordata, Appendicularia, Copelata, Oikopleuridae.
AUGGAAGAAACGAUCGACGAAAGAACUUUUGGGCAUCUUCGGAAAAGCCAGUUUGUUGGAAAUGAUAACGGAAGCAAGUGGUCAGAUGUUCAGUACAAAGGCAGACCGAUAAGACGAAUAACUUUGUGGUGCGGCGCCUUUUUGGAUGCAGUGAAAGUCGACUACGACAUCAAACUAGGAAUCGGCUCGCAAAAGCACGGAACCGGCCGAGACCACCAAAGACAAAACGUUCACAUUCAUCAAGGCGAUCAUGUGCAGCAGGUAACGGGAAAGACAUGCGACUUCUACGGGCAAGUGAUUUUGACAGAGGUUCGCAUUCACACCGAGCAGGGACGCGUCUACGGCCCUUUCGGCAACUACGACGAGCCAGAACGUGAGCUGACUCCCUUCGCAGUCGGCGGCCCCCACUGCCGCUUGCAAUAUCUCGACGGCAAGUGCGAGCGCAACGACAAAGAAGAGUGGAUCACCCAGCUCGGCUUCAACUGGGAAUUCUUGCUCGAAGACGAAAGCUACUACACUGGCAUGUCUACCUUUUCCUCGCGAGCGCCUUCCAGUUUUCAGAUGGAUUUGCUCGGAGACAACACGACGAAGAAGGGACUUUAUCAGUGCAUCAGCACCACUUCCGUCGGAAAUCUGAGCCACUCGGAAGAAAGCAGCCUCAAUCAAAGUGAUCCGAAAAUGCUGGCGGAAAUGCUGCUAAAACAGAUCCGCUGCGAGGGCCAGCAAAUCCGCCAAGACAUAGAGCGACACAAACAGAACUACCUCUCCAUAAGCAACAACCCUCAAAGCAGCCCCCUCAAAGCAGAUCUCAACAGCAAAGCUCCAAUCUGCAAGCUUUGCCUCCAAGUCGACGGCGCCAAAGUCGCUCUCAUAUGCCAAGGCUGCCAAUUUUCAAUUUUCACAAUUUUCAUCAAUUUUAAAAUGUAA